Messenger RNA from Phodopus roborovskii (desert hamster), 4642 nucleotides. RefSeq names its product neural precursor cell expressed, developmentally down-regulated 9 (gene Nedd9). The coding region runs from base 300 to 2804 and encodes 834 amino acids. Gene Ontology annotation, molecular function: protein binding. Gene Ontology annotation, biological process: cell surface receptor protein tyrosine kinase signaling pathway; cell migration. The transcript is spliced from 8 exons. Gene Ontology annotation, cellular component: cytoplasm; plasma membrane. NCBI's taxonomy places the organism in Eukaryota, Metazoa, Chordata, Mammalia, Rodentia, Cricetidae. The record is from RefSeq and is a predicted model, not a curated record.
GCUGCCCGUAGAUGUAAGCAGGGCAGCUGCAGAGAGAUAAGGAUACUGACACAGAGCGCCUAGCUCCCAUCCCUGCCUGCCCACCCAGGAGAGAGCAAGGUGACCAGGGUCACAAGAUGGUCUGUUCACUGUGGUUCUGGAUUUGGCUUGGAGAACUGUGAGUCUCUAAGGUCAGAAACCUGCAGAGAGGCACGCCGACAUUCUUCAAGGGGAGCUAUGACAAGGAGCAAACAGGCCAGCAGACUGCAGCCCUGCGAACUACCCUGCAGAUCCAGAGCAUCAACGCUCCUUCAGAGAAAAUGUGGGCGAGGAAUCUUAUGGCAAGAGCCUUAUAUGACAAUGUCCCCGAGUGUGCUGAGGAGCUGGCCUUCCGAAAGGGAGACAUCUUAACUGUCAUAGAACAGAACACAGGAGGACUAGAGGGAUGGUGGCUGUGUUCCCUACAUGGUCGCCAAGGCAUUGUCCCAGGCAACCGGGUGAAACUUCUGAUUGGUCCAGUACAGGAGCCCUCCAGUCAUGAGCAGCCUACUCCUGGACCCAUGCAUCAGACCUUUGGCCAACAGAAACUCUAUCAAGUACCAAAUUCACAGGCAGCAUCUCGUGAUACCAUCUACCAAGUGCCACCCUCCUAUCAGAAUCAAGGGAUUUACCAAGUACCUACUGGCCAUGGUACCCCAGAACAAGAUGUGUAUCAAGUACCACCAUCAGUUCAGAGAAACAUUGGAGGCACUAAUGGACCCCAUCUUGGGAAAAAGGUGAUCACCCCAGUGAGGACAGGUCAAGGCUAUGUGUACGAGUACCCAUCCAGAUUCCAAAAGGAUGUCUACGAUGUCCCUCCUUCCCACACUGCUCAAGGGGUAUAUGACAUCCCUCCUUCGUCAAUGAAAGGACCUGUGUUUUCAGUACCAGUGGGAGAGAUAAAACCUCAAGGGGUAUAUGACAUCCCCCCUACUCAAGGGGUCUAUGCCAUUCCACCAUCAGCUUGUCGAGAUGAAGCAGAGCUUAGGGAAAAGGAAUAUGAUUUCCCUUCUCCAGUGAAACAAGAUGGAAGGCCAGAUACUAGACCUGAGGGGGUUUAUGACAUCCCUCCAACCAGCACCAAGGCAGCAGGGAAGGACCUUCACUCCAAAUUCACCUGUGAUGCCCCAGGAGCUGCAGAACCAAUGGCACGAAGACAUCAGAGCCUUUCUUUGCAUCAUCCUCCCUCUCAGCUGGGGCAGUCCGGGGGCACUCAGAGUGAUGCAUAUGAUGUGCCCCGAGGAGUUCAGUUUCUGGAGGCACCCACAGAAACCAGUGAAAAGGCAAAUCCAGAGGAAAGAGAUGGUGUUUACGAUGUCCCUCUGCACAACCCAGCAGAUGCCAAGGGCUCUCGGGAUGUGGUAGAUGGAAUCAACCGACUGUCUUUCUCCAGCACUGGCAGUACCAGGAGUAACAUGUCGACGUCUUCCACCUCCUCAAAGGAGUCCUCAUUGUCAGCCUCCCCAUCUCAGGACAAAAGGCUUCUACUGGACCCAGACACGGCCAUUGAGAAGCUCUAUCGGCUCCAGCAGACCCUGGAGAUGGGUGUCUGCAGCCUCAUGUCACUCGCCACCACAGACUGGCGGUGUUACGGAUACAUGGAGAGACACAUCAAUGAGAUCCGCACUGCAGUGGAUAAGGUGGAGCUGUUUUUACGAGAAUACCUCCAUUUUGCCAAGGGAGCUUUAGCCAAUGCCGCCUGCCUCCCAGAACUGGUCCUCCACAACAAAAUGAAGCGGGAACUCCAAAGAGUAGAAGACUCCCACCAGAUUCUAAGUCAAACCAGCCAUGAUUUGAAUGAGUGCAGCUGGUCCCUGAAUGUCCUAGCUAUCAAUAAGCCCCAAAAUAAAUGUGAUGAUCUGGACCGGUUUGUGAUGGUAGCCAAGACAGUACCAGAUGAUGCCAAGCAACUGACCACCACCAUCAGCACCUAUGCAGAGACUCUUUUUAGAGCAGCAGGUCCUGGCAGUUCCCAUCUGAAGAAUGGGCCCGACAGCAUCAUGAACUCAAGCGAGUACACGCAUACGGGGCCCCAGAUGCAGCCAUUGCGCCCUGGUGACUACAAGGCCCAGGUCCACAAUAAGCCAUUGCCUCCCACUCUAGGCAAGGACCAACCACAAGACUGUAGUAGCAGUGAUGGUUCCGAAAGGAGUUGGAUGGAUGAUUAUGAUUAUGUCCACCUACAGGGCAAGGAGGAGUUCGAGAGACAGCAGAAGGAGCUCUUGGAGAAAGAGAACAUCAUCAAGCAAAGCAAGGCCCAGCUGGAGCAUCAUCAGCUGAGUCGGUUCCAGCUGCUGGAACAAGAGAUCACCAAGCCCGUGGAGAAUGACAUCUCUAAAUGGAAGCCCUCCCAGGCCCUCCCAACCACAAACAGCAGUGUGGGCGCUCAGGAUAGGCAGUUACUAUGCUUCUACUACGACCAGUGCGAGACCCAUUUCAUAUCCCUCCUCAACGCCAUCGACGCCCUCUUCAGCUGCGUUAGCUCAGCCCAGCCCCCACGGAUCUUUGUGGCCCACAGCAAGUUUGUCAUUCUUAGCGCACACAAACUGGUAUUCAUUGGGGACACUCUGACAAGGCAGGUGGCUUCCCAGGACAUUCGAAAUAAAGUCAGGAACUCCAGCAACCAGCUCUGUGAACAGCUCAAGACCAUAGUGAUGGCAACCAAGAUGGCUGCCCUCCACUACCCCAGCACCACCGCCUUGCAGGAGAUGGUGCAUCAAGUAACAGACUUGUCCAGAAAUGCUCAGCUGUUCAAGCGUUCCUUGCUGGAGAUGGCCACCUUCUGAGAAGACAAGGACAUGGAAGGGACUGUGUGAAUAAUUACUAAGGAGAACUGGAAAUACAAUCUGGUUUUUGUAAAUGUUAUCUAUUUUUGUAGAUAUUUUAUAUGAAAAUGAAAUAUUUUAACAUUUUGUGAGUUAGUUGAUUUUCAUCAAUUCAGGGAGCUGGAGUGGGAAAUCUUUUUUUUUUCCCCUGUGUGGUUCUUAUAUAUACAUAUAAGUAUCUAAAACAUAAGCUGUACAGUAAUGUGUCCAUGUUUGUCUAUGCCUGUGUAUCCAUAUUUGUAGAUGUGUGUCUGAUACAUUCCAUUGAAAACGAAUCAAGAAGCACCUUAGUACGCGCCUCCAAAUGCUGCACUGUUUGGGUUUUGUAGAAAAUUAUGCCAGUUGGUUGUAAUAUUGCUCUGCAUGUACCAGUAGGGAUCUGAGCCCAGCACACCCAAAUCUGGAACUCAGUAUAUUUUGCCAAGUGUUCGCCUCCCACAUAAUAAGUCAUGGUAUGGGAAACCCUUUUUGCAAACUUGACUGUCUUUAACACGGUGGUAAAAGAUUCCACUUUGGUUGUACACUCCAAGCUGAGGGGGGAGGAGGGAGAGAGAGUUUCAAAAAGGUAUACAUCAACCUAAAUAACCUAAGGCCCAGUGUCUCUGGUGCUAGAGAGAGGCGAGUGAGGUUUAUGUGCUGUACAAGAGACUGUGUCUACAGCCGUGCUUAAGCUGUUUCCACACAGACAGGAAGCUACAAUAAAGAGGUCUACAAAAGCUAGUUCCAGGACAGCCUCUAAAACCACAGAGAGACCCUGUCUCAAAACACAAACGAGAGAGAACGAGAACACUUGUUUCCCUGGGGCUGCAUUUGUGAGUGACUCAGCCACUAGGUUUUCUCAAGGGUGUUUUUAGAGUUGAAUUAAAAAAAAAAAAUUACAGUAGGAAUUCAUGAAGAUAAUAGAAGGCUGUAGCUGUGAACAAAAAGAAGGGAUUAAUGACCGUCAGUCAUUAAUGAGGGUCUCUCUGAGGGCUUUCUACCCCCGUUUUCCAAAGGAAAAUGGCCAGCUCCUUCAUCACUGAACUUCCUGCUGUCUCAUUGCUUGGUGUAUCCUGCGCACUUCUAAAAACUUACAUAUCAGCCUCAACACUCAAAACUGCUGAGAUCUGAUCUUCAUAUCUCCCUGUGGCCAUGCACCUUGUGGGUAAGUCACAUCACCGUGUGACAGCUAGUCACAGCAUCAAUCCUUCUGUGUGGGCCACAGCACAGGCGUUAGGGCCACCAGAUUCACUGUGGGCAGAUGAACUGUUCCCUGUUUCUUUAUGACCAAGUCGAGAAAUGUGAUUCUUGUAGUCUCUGUCCAUGGAAAUCAUUUCAUUUUGGCCUAUUUGGAGAUGUGCUUUUAUUUGUUAUAUAUGUCUUGACUGAGUUAAUGUUACUUGUUUUAAACAACCAAAUUAUAAAUGCAGGGAGGAGCUUAGGAAGAAUGUGUGUGAGUUCAGUGUGAUUUUUUUCUUCUUUUAAAUCAGUAGAAGUUUUCAAAGAGAAAAUGGUGCUUUUUAAAACAAAACACAACUGCAGUUCUCAAAGUCCUGCACUGCCAGAAGAUGAACAGCUGAGCUAUUGGACCACAAUUGACUGUAUGUGAGGGAAGGGGGUCGUGCAGCAUCAAUACCACUGGAUGAAGUCAGGAAGGGUAUACUUGUAGUUCUUGCUAUAUACCAUGUGUUGGGAUAGGGCUGCCUUGUCCUAACAGGAGUGAUGACAUUCCACAUUGCCAAAACCAAACUAUUUGAUUUGUAUUGCCCGUUGUCAUCUUGUAUAUACAAGCUAUUAAAUUUUUAGAUCAUUCUCUUCAU